GUGUUUGUGUUACUACACACGGUAGUGAUAAUAAAACUCGGUAUCUUUUGCCAGACGAUAAUAUAAUUUUAUUGCACGAGUACGGUGCCCGUGGGUAAUCGUGCGUUUGUCCGGUAAUAAUAAUAAUCGACACACGAACGCUGUUUUGGUGUAAUGGUCGGACGGUCGACCGUUGGUGCGGCGGACAUGCCAGGUAAUAUUAAUAUGUGAACCAAACGCAGUGUUGUGGGUGUGAACGUUCGACGGUGGUUCGGGCGGUUGCUGGGCCAUGGGCAAGGACCAGGACCUGGUGGUUGCCGCCAAAACCGGCAAUCUGAACGCGGUGGAAAAAAUUCUCAUACAAAAGGCCAAGAGAUCCGGACCCUUGGCGAGUUUGAGACGCGGUGCUGGUGUUAACACUCAAGACCAAACUGGGUUUACAGCAUUACAUCAUGCUUCACUUAAUGGAUACAAGGAAAUAGUACAACUUUUGCUGUGCAAUGAAGCUUCUACAAACGUGGUUGACCACAAAGGCGCUGCUCCGUUACAUUUGGCGGCAUGGACAGGCAAUGUUGAAAUCGUUCGUUUAUUACUUUGUCACGGGCCUUCGAUCCCAAAUGUUAACCAUAUGACAAAAAAUCGGGAGACACCCUUGCAUUGUGCCGCUCAAUAUGGUCAUUCGGGCGUGGUUGCGCUUUUACUGGAACAUGGUGCUGAUCCAACUAUAAGAAAUCACAAACAUGAAACUGCCUUGGACUUAUGCGCACAAUAUGGGAGACUGGAAACCGUGGAAUUAAUUCUUGCAAAACGGCCAGAAUUAAUUAGGUCGUAUAAUUCUCGAGCUGCUGGCAUUAUGUUUGCACAUACUCCAUUACACUUAGCAAGCCGCAAUGGACACAAGACUGUAGUAGAGCUAUUAAUGACAGCCGGAAUGGACGUCAACGUCCGUACCGGUAGCGGCACUGCUCUUCACGAAGCUGUUCAAUGUGGCAAGACUGAAGUAGCUAGAUUGCUAUUAGAUCACGGUAUCAAUACUCAAAUUAGAGAUAUCCAUAGACGAACUGUAGAGGAUCUGCUUAAACAAUUUCCAUCGAAGGUCGGCCCCGCUGUAGAAAUAACGGCUAUGUUGCAAAGCCACAAGUUCAACAAUAAUAACGAUAGCGAUCUGGAAACGGAUAGGAGAAGUGAAAACGGUGAUUCUGUACCUAUUCCCUUGAGUAGUCCGUACGACAGCAUGUUAUCUCCUAGUCCUUCGCCUACCCACUGGGAAAUGUACAAAAAUCGGCGUGUGUCUGAAAGUUCAGCGUUUUCAUCUGAUGGGCACGGUCAAUGGGGCCGAGGAUAUAAAAGUGGAGCCCCUAAUGCUCUUUCGAGGUCCUUUAUAGACUCCAAUUUUCUUUCGGGACCUGAGUUGGACACUGUGAGCAUUGGCUCUUCGACAACUUCUAGCGGACAUAGACCUACGUCUUCCCCUUUCUACUUACCGAUGGCUCCUUUAAGUCCAGCCACGUCUAAUGUUUCUCCCAUGACAUCCAAAAGACUGAUAUCUGAAACCGAUUCACCCUCGAAAAUGUCAACUACGAACUGUAGUGGACCUUACGAAUAUUUAUACUUAGCGACUUCCGGAUCGCAAUCUUCCGAUCAAAACCGCAAGACUGAUAUAUUGCGUCGAGGCAAAUCGGCAGAUCAAUAUAUCGAAAUGAAAUUACGGCCAACGUCAGGUGAAGAACCCGUAGCGUUAACGUCUUUAUACCAAAAUGUUCCUAUUCGAACCACAAAUCCUCGCCGAAAGCUCAAACGUCAAAGUGGAGAUCAGGAUCCCGGUGCCUUAUUGGCUCGGGGUGACUUACAGUUCAAACUCGUUGAAUUAGAACCAGCCACAAUAAAUCAAAUCAUAGUUUCUGAUCGCAACGGUUUUAUUACUACUACUAUUUCGUCUUCGCGAGAAAGUCUUCUGGACGGCGACGACACUGCCCUUUUCGAUUGGCCGUCGAGUCCUACAAAUUAUCAUCAACCACCUACGCCUGAUCAUCCACCUCCAUCGCCGUUCCAAGCUGAACGGAGUAUACACGCAAGGAUGCGGCCUUUAAGUCAGGAAUACAUAAAUUUGAAAAGGAAGUCUAGGGACAUGGAAACCGAGACGGAAGAAGACUUAUUAGUCGUAUCGUGGGAACCUAUGUCCCGAGUAUCUUCCACCGAUAAAAGCGUUUCUACAGCCGAAGAAACUCCCAUUGAAGAAUUUUUGGGUGACCCCACUUAUGCAGGACUGCUCAAAGGAUCGGUUAGUAUAAAUCGAGCUGAAAGACCGAAGACAUUACGUAAAUUGAGAACGGUUUACGAUCCUCCUGUUACGACACAGUCUCCAGGGUCUACUGAUGAUCAAUCUAAAAAUUCGUCGAAAGAUUUGUUAAGUCCUUUCGACGAACAAGAAGAAUGGGCGAAAAUAUCUGAUCUGAUAAACUUGGGAAGUGAAAAUGCGAAAGAAUCAAUGUGCAGCGAACUAGAAAAAGAAUUUCAAACGAGAUUAGGACUAAGUCGAUCUGAAAGCAAAGAAAAACCAAAACCCAAAAUUGAAAGUCCGACUUCUGUUGAAUCUUGGUUGUUUGGCUUAGGCUUUCAAGACUAUACCGCCGCAUUUAUUGAUUACGGUUAUGAUAAUUUGAACUUCAUUAGCGGCGUUGUAGUAGACGAUGAUCUAAAGUGCAUGGGAAUAGAAAACAAAAACGAUCGCCUGAAAAUUUUAGAAGCUGCUCGCGGUUUACCGUGCGUGGUGAAAGAUUUUUGGUUUAAACAUCAUUCCAAAGACACUCCCGAAGCGAAGAGUAAAUCUAUAGACGAUUUGGACUCUGUCGGCGGUGACGAAGAAGAUGCUACACAAGUCGAGCAGUGGUUGAAGAGUAUCGGUUUAGAAUGUUACAUCAAUACGUUCCUGAAGCAUCUGUACACCGAUCUAGAACGGAUAGCGAGGAUUUGGGAGAUUGAACUCACCGCUGUACUAGAAAUCACCAAACCCGGUCACAGGAGAAGAAUACUGUCGUCAGUUGACAGUACAAAAUCUCAGCUGCACCAAGCCGUCUCCGUUGGCGAUGGCUUGAACGAUGUCGGAAACGAUCUGAAACAAUUUAAAAGCAACAUUCAAUCGACAAAGGAAAAACCGUCUACCAGACAUUGCUCUCAACUGGUGUCGGGAACGGCUACUCUCAGACAUAAUCCAAAGAAAUCUAGGCACGCACCUCUUCCUCCUCAGUUUCAAAAUUCUUCCAACAAAAACGCCGACUUGGUCAUUCGAGGUCCGUCCGAAUUACUUUUCGGUGUUCCGCCUACGUUGACCACUCAGUGGAGACAUCAACCCGACACGUUGGUCACCGGCAACGUCGAGUACUUAGCUUCGUAUUUGGGGUCGACCGAAGUCAAAGAACCACGAGGCACCGAAUCGACCAAACUGUCGAUACAAAAGCUCAAACAAGCGGUGGCUUCCGGUACUCAGCUGUCGCUUCCCGAAGUGGUACUGGCCAUAUCUUAUCGAGGGGUGAGGUUUGUGGUUCCGACGUUGGCCAAGUCGGUUUGCGAGCACGAGAUCUGCAACAUCAAUUGCGCUUCCCAGGACGCCGACGAUCUCAAUCAUUUUGCAUACAUCACAAAAGAUCAUCACACUAAUUUACAUUACUGUCACGUGUUCAGCGUGUCGACCAUGGAUCAGGCGACCGAGAUCAUAUUGACACUGGGCCAAGCGUUCGAGGUGGCCUACCAGAUGGCACUCAAAAGUCAGACGGGCAACGGCUCUCGCACAGGAAGCAACGGUCACACGAGGUCGCAUUCGGCGAAUCACGUGUUGCCCCCAGUAGUUCCCGGGGGAGACCGACCACACGGUCGGGGAAGUGCGCAACAACACUCGAGGUCACAUUCGGUAAACGAGAUCAAGUUCAAUGGCGGCAUCCAAAAGAUUGAUUCGGUCGAAAAGCCAGGUCGUUGAACGUUUUUACAUUUUUUUAUUAAUGACCUACGAUGACCAAAUAGUUACCAAGACGAUAAUAUUUUGUUGUCUACAAAACCGCCAUUGUCGAUAUGACCGUAAAAAGAUUACUAUCAUGCUCAAUAUAUAGGUACUCGGAAGAAAAAAAAUCUUGCGCUUUUCGUUUUUUUGUUUGUUUUUCAAUCUCAACGCUAGAUCGACCUUUUGGAAACGUUUGCAUUUUAAAUUUUAAAACGUAACAAAUCUAUUUAUUUUAUAGACGCCAACGAUAUAAUAAUAUUAUAUAUAUUUAUAUAUAAUAAUAAUAAUACUUACGUUUCGUUGAUUUUAAAUAUCGAAUUCUAUGGUAUUUAUUUAACACUUAUUAUGUAGUCCUAUAGAGAGAAUAAAAUAAAUACCCUAGCCUAAUUCGUUUUACUAAUUUAAUAUUAUACAUAGUCAAUAGUUUUUAAUCUGUAUUUCAUUAAUAACAACCUCAACAUGAAUGUUCACUAACUUAAUUUUAUAAAUUAGGUGCUACCAUAAUAUUUUACUCUGGCGUUCCUAUUUGACUUAAUAUAAUAAUACAAAAUGCGACAGCCGUCUUUAAAGUUUAAACAAAUCGAGGCCAAAUUCAUUUUACACCCAAUUUUUUGUGAUAUUUGUAGUACCUUAUUUUACAUUUUAUAUAUAUUUUAUUAAUUAUCGUAUUGUUUGUUUAUUUGUUUUGUAUAUAUAUAUGACAAAUGUGUAAUCUCAUUUUUAUUAUUAUUGUAAUUUUUUUUUUAACUAUGAAAUCAAAAACACCAAUGACCCCCCCCCC
This is a messenger RNA of Adelges cooleyi (spruce gall adelgid), 4754 nucleotides long. RefSeq names its product ankyrin repeat and SAM domain-containing protein 1A-like. Bases 269 to 3952 code for a protein of 1227 amino acids. Gene Ontology annotation, molecular function: protein binding. The record is from RefSeq and is a predicted model, not a curated record. Lineage: Eukaryota; Metazoa; Arthropoda; Insecta; Hemiptera; Adelgidae. Gene Ontology annotation, cellular component: cytosol. The transcript is spliced from 16 exons.